Molecule: messenger RNA, 1203 nt
Organism: Spodoptera littoralis (African cotton leafworm)
Lineage: Eukaryota; Metazoa; Arthropoda; Insecta; Lepidoptera; Noctuidae
Source: the annotation of a GenBank genome assembly
AUGGACGUGCCUUCGUUGAAGAAAACUCACCCGCAAAAAUAUUAUUUUAAAGCACUAUGCAAGUUCAUGUUUUAUUUGGGUAUGGGGGACCUUUGGUACGAAGAGAAUGGUGCUUCUUACAUCGGCAAGAAGGUGUAUACUGCCUGGAGGAUCAUUGCUAAUGGGUACAUCAUCAUUAUUCUGAUAGACGAGCUCUUGUCUUACGCUCGCACCGAUUUGACGGAUAGGGAAAAAAAUGACCUCGUUCAAUUCUCUUUUGCUCAUCCACUCAUCUACUGUAAAGUCCUUACUCUGUAUAUCUGGAAAGACCGCAUCAAGGUGGUGAUGGAGCGUCUGCUAGAAGGUUCCAGGCCUAUAUUCCAUUCUCUAGAGUUGGAGCGUCUGUCUGUCAAGCAGUUCAGCAGACAUUGUUUCUCACUUACCAGCGCUUCGUAUGUGACGCUGUGCUCAGCCACUAUUGAAGGAAUUAGGCUGCAUUUUAUUGAAGACAUUCCAAUUCGUACAGAAGUAGUAUACUUCCCCAACCGUUCAGAGACAGGUUUCUUUAUCAACGUUCUCCGGUUCUUCGUUGAGUUCCACUGGUACAGUAUAGUUGCCAUGAUGGCGACUAUGGACUGCCUGGCCCUGUGUUCCCUACUGACUGUGGGCCAUAAGUUCAGGGUGCUAAGGUUGUAUUUCCGAGAGCUCAGGACCAGGAUUAUGGAGCAUAGAGGAAAGAAGACGAGAGAACAACUUAAUGAAGAGUUUAAGAAAGGAUUUGUGGUUGGGAUCAAGUUGCAUGUUGAUGCUUUGUGGUGUGCCCGCAAUGUCCAGCAGUCCAUGGGACCUCUAUACAGUAUCCAGGUGAUGGAAAGCGUAGCUCUACUAGUCAUGUGUCUCGUCAAAAUGGUGGUUGCAGAGCGUACAUUGACGUACCUUAUCGCCAACUUUGCGUACAUCAUGGUUCUGAUAAUACUCACUGGUUCCUACAUGAUGGCUGCUGGAGAUAUCACUCAUGAGGCUUCAGAAGUGGGCACAGCAAUAUUCCACAGCGGUUGGGAGCACUGCGACGGUCGAGCUGAUCUCCGAACCUUGGCUGUAGUGGCACUGCAGAUGAGUCAGGUACCGGUGUACAUGACGGCUUUUGGAGUUAUCACAUUGUCUUAUACUAAUUUUAUUUCGGUACUCCGUUCUUCAUACUCUUUCUUUGCUGUUAUGUAUUAA